AUGGAGCAGAUAUUGGCUGUGAAAAUUGGCUGCUUGGCAGGGCUGCUCCUCCUCACUCUUCUUUGCGGCCUCAUUCCAGCCCAGAUCAAGUGGUUCCACAUGAACAUGGCCAGAGGGAAACAUCGGCGCAUCCUCAGUUUUAUUGGCUGCUUCGCUGCUGGGGUCUUCCUCGGUGCCUGCAUUAUGCACAUGGUGGCUGAUGCCCUGAGAGACAUCGAAACAGAAAUAGGAAAACGACGGCAUCAGAAAAGUAUAGUAUAUAAAGUAAAUAGCACCUACACGAGCACUGAUAAUGAUUCAGAGCUUUACCCAUAUGGAGAGCUCAUAAUUUCAUUGGGCUUCUUCCUGGUGUUUUUUAUCGAAAGCCUGGUGCUCCAUUGUUGCCCCCAAGCUGUUCACUCGCAUGGCAGCCAGGAAAACCACGAGGAUCACAAGGAGCUCCCACCUUCUCACAGUUCCUUCCGGGCAUUUAUACUUUUCCUGUCGCUGUCCUUUCAUUCGGUCUUUGAAGGACUCGCCAUUGGUGUGCAAAAGGAGACCACGGACACCAUCCAACUUUGCCUGGCCGUGCUCAUCCACAAGGCCAUCAUGAGCUUCAGCUUGUCUUUGAAGCUAGUGCAGAGUAGCACCAAGCUCCAAUGGAGGAUACUCUACCUAGUGGUCUUUGCUCUGAUGUCUCCAACUGGUAUCAGCAUAGGCAUCGGCGUGUCUCUUUCCAAUGGGGAUGGGAGUGGUCUGGCCCAAGCUGUCCUUGAAGGGGUGUCAGCAGGAACUUUCCUCUAUGUCACAUUCCUGGAAAUUCUUCCUUACGAGCUGGGUUCACAUGAAAGCCCUCUCACCAAGUUCCUUUUCAUCAGCCUAGGCUUCUCCAUUAUGGCCGUCAUUGCCAUUUGGGCAUGAAACUCAAGCUCAUGCCAAGGAACCUGGGAAACCUGCCCUCCAUCAGCCAUCAGACCUAUUCCUGUCUAUCUUCUCUGGCACGUUAUAUUGUGUCUAUUCAUGUUGUGUUUGCCAUUAUACUUUCCUUGAGUGCCAUAGGAAAAAUGAAUCAAGAAGAGAAGCCUAUGACAAUCCUCCAAGGAAGUUUAAGAGACAAUUUAGAUUAAAAAUAGUUGACUGUGACAGAUGAAGAUAUCAAAUGGACUCAUUUUCACUUCUUGAGCUACUGGAAGGCUGUAAUUCAGUCUUCUCAAUCACUUGUCUUCCAUAAAACUGAAGAUUGUAGAUUAAAACAAAACGUUAACAACAAAAACAUAAGAAGCAGAGCCUUCUGCAAUGGAGGUCAAUGAUGAAAAUGGUGUUGUAUUGCCUCAACACAAGUCCACCUUUAUCUACAUGGGUCAUGCUGCUGGAUGGAUGCACGAAAGAGGCAUAGCUACUACUAUCAUAAUUCUGCGAAGCAUUCCUGAGAGCAUCUCUGGAAAGAAGUCAAUAACUACUAUCUUAUUAUUGCUAAGUCCAUGACUUGGCUGGGAAGAAUGUUUAAGGGCUGGGGAUGGGAUGUAAGUAAAAAGUUGAAUGGCCCCUUCCUUUUUUAGGCAAUCAAAUAAAGAGAAGAUAGGCCAUUAUA
Messenger RNA from Thamnophis elegans (Western terrestrial garter snake), 1570 nucleotides. RefSeq names its product solute carrier family 39 member 2 (gene SLC39A2). The record is from RefSeq and is a predicted model, not a curated record. Gene Ontology annotation, cellular component: plasma membrane. Gene Ontology annotation, molecular function: zinc ion transmembrane transporter activity. Gene Ontology annotation, biological process: zinc ion transmembrane transport. Lineage: Eukaryota; Metazoa; Chordata; Lepidosauria; Squamata; Natricidae. The transcript is spliced from 5 exons. The coding region runs from base 1 to 900 and encodes 299 amino acids.